AUGGGCAUCCGUGAUGUCUUCUCGUUCCUUACGUCCAGUAAAGGCAACUCAAAGCGUGAUGGGUCGUCCUUUGCAUCAGCCUCCACCACCUCACCCGCUUCUCCAACUCCCAACACCUUCUCGCACCACCGGCAUAAUACCGACCCUUUUCCCCGAGGCGCAGUCCACUCGCCUACUGCCGCAGAUUCUGCGUCACAUAGAUUAAGAAAAUCAGACCGGAUGGGUUCAAGGCCAGUUUCCGCUCAUCCGCAACCGCAAUUGCCCAUCAUGGACGCGAUACCCGAAGCCAUCCCAGAGCUAGAGCCUGUUUUGAACUAUCUGAGCAGUCAGGCAAACAAGCUCUACCAGGAGGGCUAUUUUUUAAAACUAAACGAUUUAGAUACCAAUGGUCGAUCGUUUCAAGAUAGGCAAUGGGUGGAUUGCUUUGCUCAAUUAGUUGGCACUGUCCUUUCGAUAUGGGACUCAGAAGCGCUGGACGCAGCUGGUCCUGAGGGAAAUGCGACACCUAGCUUCAUCAACCUGGCUGAUGCUUCAAUCAAAAUGAUUGAAACCCUGCCCACGCGGAAUGAAGGCAGCAAGCCUCUCCAAAAUAUUCUUAGCAUAUCGACUGCUGGAAAGAACCGAUAUCUCCUCCAUUUCUCGUCGCUACAUUCACUGACUCAGUGGACUGCCGCUAUCCGCAUAGCAAUGUUUGAAAAUACUAUAUUGCAAGAAUCCUAUACUGGCGCGCUUAUCGCAGGCAAGGGGAAAACUCUGAAUGGUAUUAAGAAUAUCCUAGGAAAAACGAAAUUCGUGUAUGAAGACUGGGCGCGUGUCAGGUUUGGUCCCGGAACCCCUUGGAGACGAUGCUGGUGUGUGAUUUCACCGCCUGAUGAAAAGGAGUUUCAAAGAUUGAAAAAGGAGCAGAAGAGGAAGUCAGUGUAUGAACGGAGCGCUCCUUCAUUGAAGGGAAACAUUAAAUUCUACGAAACCAAAAAGACCAAAAAGGUCAACCCUAUCGCUACCGUAACGGAUGCAUUCUCCGCAUUUGCCAUUUACCCACAAUCUCGACCGUUAAUUGACCAAUCCACGCUGGUUAAGGUAGAAGGUCGAAUAACGAUGCACAGCAAAGUUGAAUCAACUACAGACGGAUUUAUUUUUGUUCUGCCUGAGUUACAUCCCGCGAUAUCUGGUUUCGAAAUGAUGCUUCGUUGGUUGUUUCCGGUUUUUGAUACGUUUGGUCUCUACGGCCGACCCACAAAACUUAUUGCAGAUACCCAGAAUACUCACAGUAUAAUGUUUGCGCUUCCCUACGCCGACGUACUACCCAGAUAUCUUGAUAUUCUCGAUGUGGCUGCCCUGAUACUACUGUAG
Molecule: messenger RNA, 1353 nt
Organism: Histoplasma mississippiense
Lineage: Eukaryota; Fungi; Ascomycota; Eurotiomycetes; Onygenales; Ajellomycetaceae
Exons: 4
Coding region: 1-1353 (450 amino acids)
Source: RefSeq, a predicted model, not a curated record